GAUGGCGGCUACCAGAGGUAUUCUAAGUGGUCGAUUAGCUUUAGUUACUGGAGGAGCUAGUGGAAUUGGUAGAGCUGUGUGUGAAAGCUUUGCCAAGCAGGGCGCAAUAGUAGCAGUUGUCGACAAGGACAUCAAUGGYGCCAAAGAAACUGCAGAAAGUCUCCAAAAUAACAACCAAAGUCAUGCUUUCUACUCUGUGGAUGUAUCGUCKUCUGAUGAAGUAGGCAAUCUAAUAAAAGAUGUCAGAGCAGAGCAUGAAAGAGCUCCUUGCAUUCUUGUGAAUUCUGCUGGUAUCAUUAAAGACGCUCUGUUUUUAAAAAUGAAGGAAGAUCAGUUUGAUGAUGUAAUUAAAGUAAAUCUAAAGGGCACAUUUCUCAUGUCUCAACAUGUAUCCAAAGCCAUGGUAGAAGACAAAAUAGUCAAUGGCUCUAUUGUCAACAUAUCAAGUAUGUCUGGAAAAAUAGGUAAUGUUGGACAAGCYAAUUAUGCAGCAUCCAAGACAGGUGUACAAGGGUUAACAAGAACUUGUGCUCGUGAACUGGCAAGGUUUGGUAUUAGGUGUAAUGCUGUUCUUCCAGGAUUUAUUGAUACACCCAUGACAAAGCAGGUACCAGAGGAAUUAAUGAAUCAGGUUGUUGGAAUGAUUCCUUUAAACAGAAUGGGACAGCCAUCAGAAAUUGCAGAUGCUGUCACUUUCCUAGCAUCAGACCUUAGCAGUUAUAUAACUGGAAUUUCACUUGACGUCAAUGGCGGUCUAGCGAUGUAACCAUGGUAACUUCUAGGCAUAGACCGACAAUGUUCUGCGAAGUCAMAUAAGGCCUGUGACAUUUGCCGAAUCUUAUACGGAAUGAGAUGAAAUAAUAGUGAGCACAACAAAGUGUCAAAGAAUAAAUUAUGCAGCUGUGAAAUACGACUCAACUACCCUUGAAUUUACAAACUUUCGAUGGGUAUAGUGGAUUUAGCAUAGCAUAGUUAAUAACUAUUAACUAUGAGCAUAGUUAAUAACUAUUGAUUUAGUGAUAGGACGUGACUUUACGUGGUAAACGUGGUAGUUUCAUUAACCAAAGAACACUUCUUGUUGUUUAUAGSUAAAUUUUCUCGUAACUUUACAUCAAUUGCGGUUUCCGCAUGUAUUUUUAUUGCAUCAUGGCCGAAAUUCAAUGGACGAUGUUGACACAACAAUGAUCAUUAUAAUUUCUUUUGUUCAAUCACCCACCCAACAUGGCGGCUUUAGCAGUGGUUAUUAUUUCUCAAGGGAUUAUGGUUGACUCCUCACAUAAGUUCAUUUUUUGUUUGAUAUAAAAGCAAAUAUUUUCUGA
Molecule: messenger RNA, 1319 nt
Organism: Exaiptasia diaphana
Lineage: Eukaryota; Metazoa; Cnidaria; Anthozoa; Actiniaria; Aiptasiidae
Product: estradiol 17-beta-dehydrogenase 8
Exons: 8
Coding region: 2-766 (254 amino acids)
Molecular function (GO): oxidoreductase activity, acting on the CH-OH group of donors, NAD or NADP as acceptor
Source: RefSeq, a predicted model, not a curated record